Messenger RNA from Paramecium primaurelia, 1935 nucleotides. The record is from the annotation of a GenBank genome assembly. NCBI's taxonomy places the organism in Eukaryota, Ciliophora, Oligohymenophorea, Peniculida, Parameciidae.
AUGAUAUACCAAAAAAAAGAAUUAAAAGCAAAUUUAUUUUAAGAAGAAAGAACUGAGGAACUGGAAUGUUUAAUUUGGAAUUAAAGCUUUCGAGGAUUUAUGAAAACUAACUUUCUAAUAACAUUCAAAAAAUAAUUAGAAAUAAUUUAUUCAACUCUAGAUGGAUAGAUACUUGGCACGUAAGGAAUGAAUAAUAUUUAAUAUUUAGUGAUUAAAUUUAGGAUUUAUCAAAAAAUUCUGAAAUUAGAAUUAAUUUAGAACAAGUAUAACAUUUAAGAUGGUUUGGAUAAUAAGAAAAUUGUAAGAAAAUUGGAAGAUGGUCAGCAAGAUGGAAGGGUCAAACUUUAAAAGAUGUCGGAGGUUAUUACUCAGAAUUAGGAUAAAAAUAAGGCUUAUGGAAAGAAUUAAUAUAAGAUUAUUAGAGGUAAUUAAUAAUAAUAAUAUUAAAAUUUAUAGUCAUGCCCAAGCCUAUGAAUUAGGAGAAUAUUUAACUGGUAAAAAAAUAGGAAUUUGGAAAAGUAUUUUUGAGGAAGAAGAGAUGUAAUAAACUUUUAUUAAAAUUCAUUUAGUGGGUGUGGAUAAUAUAAUUAACUAUCAUAAAAGAUUGGAAAUUGGAUUGAGUUGAGUGAUAAUUUUUGGGAGUAUUGAAUUUAUACUAUUCAUAAAAUAAGAUUAAGUUAAGUCACUUAUCGAGGAAAGUAUGAAAAUGGUAAUAAAAUUGGUAGAUGGGAUAUUUAUUUGAGAAAUAAAGCAGAGAAUUUAAUGUCAGCGUAAAUGUAUACUAAUUUAUUAUGCUAUUUAGAGGUGGUGGUAAUUAUGAUUAAAAAGGUAGCGGUCUGAAAAUAGGAAAAUGGAUAGAUAUUUGCGAUUAGUUUUAUGUGUAAAAUAAAUAUUCUAAUUGAUUAUUACUUUAGAGAUAAUUAAGUAACUUAUAUUGGAGAAUAUCAAAAUGGUAUUAAAAUUGGUCGAUGGAAUACUAAUUUGAAUUAUGAUGGUAAGAAUGAAGAGAUGUAAAUAUAAAUUGCAACAACUAUUUUAGCGGUGGAGGUUCUUAUGAUGAAUUAGGAAGCGGUCAAAAAAUUGGCAAAUGGAUAGAAUUAAGUGAAGGAUUUUAGGAGUAGAAAAUAAAUAAUCAUAAUUUAGACAUAAUUAAGUCAUUUUUUAUGGAGAAUAUAAGAACGGUUUUAAAGUUGGUAGAUGGAAUACUUAUUUUAAGUUUAAUGGAAAGAAUGAAGAGAUGUAAAAUAUGAAUUUUAAUAAUUAUUUAGAGGGGGAGGCUUUUAUGAUUGGAGAGAAAAUGGGCAAAAAAUUGGAAAAUGGAUAGAGUUAAGUGAUGGACCUUCUAGGAGUAGGUAUUUGAUAUAUUUUAAUUUUAUACAUUAGAUAUAUUUAGGUCAUAUAUUCUGGUGAGUAUAAAAAUAGCUUAAAAGUUGGAAAUUGGAAUGCAUAUUAUAGAGAUAGAGGAUUAAGUAAAAAAUUCAAAAACAUGUAAGAGGAUUAUAUAUUGUUAAUUUAAUUUUAGAGGAGGUGGAUAAUAUGAUGAAAAAUCAGGUGUAAAAAUUGGAAAAUGGGUAGAAUUGAGUGAUAAUUUCGGGGACGGAUUAGGAUACUCAUAAAUUAUUUAUAUUGGUGAAUAUAAAGAUGGGAAAAAAUUUGGUUUAUGGGACAUUUUUUGGGGAGUUGAUCUAUCGAAUUUAAAUACUGAAUAGCUGUAUAAAUAUUAUUUAGCUUCUUAAGGGGUGGUGGAUUAUAUGAUGAAUAUGGAAGAAAAAUGGGAAAAUGGAUUGAUGUGAAUGAUUGGUUUUAUAGGUAUGAUAAAAUUUAUAAUCUAGUUGGAAAUAAGUUACCUAUCGUGGGGAAUAUAAAAAUGGCAAGAAAAUUAUUAUUAUUAUUAUUAUUGCUAUUUAACAUAAAUAUAAUUAUUAUUAAUAAUGA